AUGGGCAAGACCAAGUCAUCCACCAAGGCCACCAAGGCCGCCGACCCUCUCACCAAGGUGAAGGGCGCUGGCGUCACCAAGGCCUCUGAGAGCCCCAAGGCCAAGUCCAAGGCCAUUGCAAAGGAGGUCGAAAAGAAGGCUUCCAAGAAGUCCAAGAAGGUCGUUGAGCCCGAGUCUGAGUCUUCCGAGAGCGAGUCUUCCGACUCUUCUGAGUCUGAGGCUGAGGCUUCCAGCGACGACUCUUCCUCCGAGUCUGAGGAGGAGAAGCCCGUCAAGAAGGCUGCCCCCAAGGCUGCUGCCGCCAAGAAGGCCGAGUCCUCUGACUCCUCCGACUCUGACUCUGACUCUGACUCCUCUGAGUCUGAGGCUGAGGCUGCCCCCAAGACCAACGGUACCGCCAAGAAGGCCGAGUCUUCUGACAGCGAGUCUGACUCUGACUCCGACUCAGAGUCUGAGGAGGAGGAGAAGACCGAGAAGAAGGUUGAGAAGAAGGCUGAGGCCAGCUCCGACUCCUCCGACUCCGAUUCCGACUCUUCCGACUCUGAUGAGGAGGAGACCUCCGACUCUAAGGAAGCAUCCGAGACUGAGGCCAAGGCUGAAGAGCCCUCCAAGAAGCGCAAGGCCCUUGAUGACCCCGUCAUCCCCGGCAAGAAGGCACGCACCGAUGUCUCUGACAAGAGCUCUACCCUCUUCGUCGGCUCCCUUGCUUGGGCUGUCGAUGAUAACUCCCUGUACGCCGCCUUCGAGGAGUUCGCUGAUCUCACUGGCGCUCGCGUCGUUACCGACAAGAACACUGGCCGCAGCCGUGGUUUCGGUUACGUCGACUUCUCUACCCCCGAGGCUGCUGCCGCUGCCCUCGAGGCCGCUCAGGGCCGUGAGCUCUCUGGUCGUGCCAUGAACAUCGACUUCUCCGGCCAGAAGCCCCAGGGCGAGGGCAACCCCGCCGCCCGCGCUUUCGACCGCGCCCAGAAGCACGGCGACCAGGUCUCCCCCGAGAGCGAUACCCUCUUCGUCGGCAACCUUCCUUUCGACAUUGAUCAGGAUUCCGUCCGCGCUUUCUUCACUGAGGCUGCUGAGGUCACCAGCGUCCGUCUGCCCACUGACCCUGAGUCGGGUAACCUCAAGGGAUUCGGAUACGUCUCCUUCGGCUCCAUCGAGGACGCCAAGACUGCCUUCACUCAGCUGAACGGUGGUUACCUUGGUGAGGGCCGCAGUGCUCGCGCUGUCCGUCUGGACUACGCCGGCCAGAAGCCCCAGCGUGAGGGUGGCGGCCGCGGUGGAUUCGGUGGUGGCCGUGGUGGCAGUCGUGGACGCGGCGGCUUCGGAGGCCGUGGCGGUGGUGACCGCGGUGGACGUGGUGGCCGUGGCGGUCGUGGUGGUUUUUCCUCCACCAACCGUGGCGGUUUCGGUGACUUCAAGGGCUCCAAGGUCACCUUCUAA
Messenger RNA from Colletotrichum paranaense, 1440 nucleotides. Its product is annotated as RNA recognition domain-containing protein. Bases 1 to 1440 code for a protein of 479 amino acids. The record is from RefSeq and is a predicted model, not a curated record. The transcript is spliced from 3 exons. Gene Ontology annotation, molecular function: mRNA binding. NCBI's taxonomy places the organism in Eukaryota, Fungi, Ascomycota, Sordariomycetes, Glomerellales, Glomerellaceae.